UCCAAAUCAGAUAACGCAUAAAAAGUUAAAAACUCCCUAAAUUUUCUAGAGAGAAUUUUCUCGAGAAACUUCUCUCUCUAAAAUCUCUCUCUCUAUUUCUAUAUCGCUUGCUGCUGUUUUCUUUUGUUCAUGGCCGUGAAUUCAAUGGUGUUAGUCUCUCUCUCAGCGUACUCGAAGUUUCAAAGAGCAAAGUGAAUAAAUGAUGCUUUUGGUGGCUCAAUUGUGUGAAUUUGGGUGACGUAUUGGUAACAAAAUGAAUUCUAGAUUUUCUACUCAAAUUCUUUGGUUUAGAACCCAAACAAAUAAUAAUUUGGGAUCAAACCUUGAUUCCGCUAGUACCCUUAUGGAACCACCCAAGCAAAAGGCUCGUUUCGAUGUGAAACUGUGGGGAUGGUCCCUCAUUUCCAUUUUUCCAUGGAUAGCUCUCAAUGCUAAGAAUAAUAUUAGAAAACCAACUACUAUUAAUAGACAGUUGAGAAAGCGAGCCCGGCAGUCUCAAGGAGUUGUUGAGAAUCGUACCGUUGUGCGCUUUAGGCCUUAUGUUUCCAAGGUUCCAUGGCAUACAGGUGUAAGAGCAUUUCUUUCUCAGCUGUUCCCCCGAUAUGGGCAUUAUUGUGGACCCAACUGGUCCAGUGGGAAAGAUGGUGGCUCUCCUAUCUGGGAUAAACGGCCUAUUGAUUGGUUGGAUUUUUGUUGCUACUGCCAUGAUAUUGGUUAUGACUCUCAUGAUCAGGCCGAUCUAUUGAAGGCUGACUUAGCAUUUCUUGAGUGCUUGGAGAGGCCAAAUAUGAGUGCGAAAGGAGACGCUAGAAUUGCUCAUGUUUAUAAGACAAUGUGCAUCACAGGUCUCAAGAAUUUACUAAUACCUUAUAGGACGCAUCUUCUAAAGCUAAAAUCAGGGACGCCUAUAAUCCAGUUCGGAUGGCUAAGUAAUGUGAGGUGGAGAAGUUGGAAUAUGCAAAAGACUUAAAAAAAAAAAAAAAAAAAAAAAGGAUUAGGAGUUUUUGGAAGUGGUUAGCGGCAGUACCUUCACUUUUCACCCGUUGAAACAGAUUGUCCCAAAUCUUUCUUUUUUAUAUUCAUAGUUGUUAGAGUGAUCUAGCUUUUGAAAUUGUAAUUAAUUUAGACGGCUUUUGUCAGUAUCUUUUGGGGUUUAUCAAUAUUAGGGUGAUAUUGUGGUAGUUUACAUCAUCCACUAUACUAUUUGGGUAUUGGACAAUGUAAAUAUAUUCUUAUAUGUAUCUAAAUGUAUGCACAUAUUUGCUUCUUUAGACUAAUAUAACAACAGGUUAUAAGGAA
Molecule: messenger RNA, 1299 nt
Organism: Ziziphus jujuba (common jujube)
Lineage: Eukaryota; Viridiplantae; Streptophyta; Magnoliopsida; Rosales; Rhamnaceae
Exons: 3
Coding region: 254-970 (238 amino acids)
Biological process (GO): phospholipid metabolic process; arachidonate secretion
Molecular function (GO): A2-type glycerophospholipase activity
Source: RefSeq, a predicted model, not a curated record